Messenger RNA from Pipistrellus nathusii (Nathusius's pipistrelle), 3447 nucleotides. The record is from the annotation of a GenBank genome assembly. NCBI's taxonomy places the organism in Eukaryota, Metazoa, Chordata, Mammalia, Chiroptera, Vespertilionidae.
AUGGGGAACUCCGCUUCCUCGCUGGCCGCCGAGACCGAGUCGGACCACAGCUUCCCUGGGGGGCCAUCCUUCCCAGGGCCCCCGGCAGCAGCCGGCUGUUGUAGGAGCGGCCCCGGGGCACCUGUCUGGGGCAGUGCCCUGCUUACCCGGCAGCACCAAACCCCACGCCCCCAGGCCCAAAGCCACACGCCCUCGCCCGGGUCCAUGGCCACGGUGGGAGAGUGGUCCUGCGCGCGCUGCACCUUCCUGAACCCGGCCGGCCAGCGCCAGUGCUCCAUCUGCGAGGCCCCCCGGCACAAGCCUGACCUCGACCACAUCCUGCGGCUCAGCGUGGAGGAGCAGAAAUGGCCCUGCGCCCGAUGCACAUUCCGGAACUUCCCGGGCAAGGAGGCCUGCGAGGUGUGCGGCUUCGCCCCAGAGCCCGUGCCUGGCACCUCCCUGUUGCCAGUCAUCAACGGGGUCCUGUCCAAGCCGCCCACCAUCCCGGUGGAGCCCAAGGGCAGCUGCAAGGAGGAGGCGGGGCCAGCGCAGCCAGAAGAACUCGUGGCCAUGGCGCCGGGGGCGGGCCGGCCCGCGGGGGAGGAGGGGGCGGCGGCGGCGGCCGAGCUGGGGAGCGGCUGGGCCUGCCCUCGCUGCACGCUGCACAACACGCCCGUCGCCAGCUCCUGCUCUGCCUGCGGGGGCCCCCGGAAACUCUCGCUGCCCAGGAUCCCUCCCGAGGCCCUAGUGGUGCCCGAGGUCGUGGCCCCCGCCGGCUUCCACAUCACGCCCGCCCCCCCCCAGCCGGGGGAAGGUGCCGAGGCCGACCCUCCCUCUGCUGCUGACCAGGAGCCGCCCCCCCGCCUGCCACCGUUCAGCCCCUUCUCGCCCACCUUACAGAACAACCCCGUGCCUCGCAGCCGCCGAGAGGUACCCCCCCAGCUGCAGCCACCGGUGCCUGAGGCCGCCCAGCCCUCACCCCCUGCUGGCUUCAAGGGGCCCCCCCAGAGCCCAGGGUGGACCCCAACUGGGGCCUCCCGCCUGGCAGAGCGGCUGGCAGGCAAGCGGCUGAGCGCCCUGGAGGAGGAGGAGGCCGAGGCCGGCUCCGUGCUGCGCCGCUGCAGCUCCUGCUCGGCCCCCGGCCCCUCGAGCCAGUGCGAAGCCUGCGGCGCCGCCCCGGGCAGCGAUGUCAUUGACCUGGCCGGUGACACUGUGCGCUUCACGCCCGCCAGCCCCUCCAGCCCCGACUUCACCACGUGGUCGUGCGCCAAGUGCACGCUCAAGAACCCCACAGUGGCCCCUCGGUGCACGGUGUGCGGCUGCUCCAAGCUGCACGGCUUCCAGGAGCACGGCGAGCCCCCGGCGCGCUGCCCCGACUGCAGCGCCGACAGGCCCAGCCCCUGCGCUGCCCACAGAGCCGGCCGCCUCUUCCCCGAGCGCCCCGGCCAGUGGGCCUGCCCUGCCUGCACGCUGCUCAACGGGCCGCGGGCCAAGCACUGCGCCGCCUGCCACACGCCCCAGCUCCUGGAGGCCCAGCGCCGGGGGGCCGUGCCCCUGAGGCGCAGGGAGAGCAUGCUGGUGGAGAAGCGGCGGCAGACGGAUGAGGGGGAGGCCAAGGCCCUCUGGGAGAACAUCGUGGCCUUCUGCCGGGAGAACAGCGUGAACUUCGUGGAUGACAGCUUCCCACCCGGGCCCGAGUCUGUGGGCUUCCCUGCAGGCGACAGCGUCCAGCAGCGCGUGAGACAGUGGCUGCGGCCCCACGAGAUCAACUGCUCCGUCUUCAGGGACCACAGCACCUCCUGGUCCGUGUUCCACACCCUCCGGCCCUCAGACAUCCUACAGGGGCUGCUGGGCAACUGCUGGUUCCUGAGCGCUCUGGCCGUGCUGGCCGAGCGGCCGGACCUUGUGGAGCGGGUGAUGGUCACACGCAGCCUGUGCGCGGAGGGCGCCUACCAGGUGCGGCUCUGCAAGGACGGCACGUGGACGACGGUGCUGGUGGACGACAUGCUGCCCUGCGACGAGGCCGGCUUCCUCCUCUUCUCGCAGGCCCAGCGGAAGCAGCUGUGGGUGGCCCUCAUUGAGAAGGCGCUGGCCAAGCUGCACGGCUCCUACUUUGCCCUCCAGGCAGGGCGCGCCAUCGAAGGCCUGGCCACCCUCACCGGGGCCCCCUGUGAGAGCCUGGCGCUGCAGGUCAGCUCCACUAACCCCCGAGAGGAACCCGUUGACACUGACCUCAUCUGGGCCAAAAUGCUGAGUUCUAAGGAGGCUGGGUUCCUCAUGGGCGCCUCCUGUGGGGGAGGCAACAUGAAGGUGGACGACGCUGCCUACGAGAGCCUGGGCUUGCGCCCCCGCCACGCCUACUCCGUCCUGGACGUCCGCGAUGUCCAGGGCUCCAGGCUCCUGCGCCUCCGGAACCCGUGGGGCCGCUUCUCCUGGAAUGGCAGCUGGUCGGACGCGUGGCCGCACUGGCCGGGGCACCUGCGUGGUGAGCUCAUGCCGCACGGCAGCAGCGAAGGGGUCUUUUGGAUGGAGUACAGCGACUUCAUCAGGUACUUCGACUCUGUGGACAUCUGCAAAGUGCACUCGGACUGGCAGGAGGUGCGGGUGCAGGGCUGCUUCCCCAGCUCGGCCAGCGGGCCCGUCGGGGUGACGGCGCUCACCGUGCUGGAGCGUGCGUCCCUGGAGUUUGCCCUCUUCCAGGAGGGUAGCAGGCGUGCGGACUCUGCUGACAGCCACCUCCUGGACCUGUGCGUCCUGGUUUUCCGAGCCUCCUUCGGCAGCGGCGGCCGCCUGAGCCUGGGCCGCCUGCUGGCCCACAGCAAGCGAGCUGUCAAGAAGUUUGUCAACUGUGAUGUGAUGCUGGAGCCCGGCGAGUAUGCCGUGGUGUGCUGUGCCUUUAACCACUGGAGCCCCGCCACGCCGGGCCCACUGGCCACCACACAAGCCUCCAGCCCCUCAGCAGGGGUUCCGCGCUGCUCCCUGGAGCCGCCCGGCCAUGUGCUGGCUGUGUACAGCUCAAGGCUGGUCAUGGUGGAGCCCGUGGAGGCCCAGUCGACCACGCUGGCAGAUGCCAUCAUCCUCCUCACGGAGAGCCGAGGGGAGCGGCAUGAGGGACGUGAGGGCAUGACCUGCUACUACCUGACGCACGGCUGGGCAGGGCUCAUCGUGGUGGUGGAGAACCGGCACCCCAAGUCCUACCUGCACGUGCAGUGUGACUGCUCCGACAGCUUCAACGUGGUGUCUACCCGCGGCAGCCUGCGCACCCAGGACAGCGUGCCACCCCUGCACAGGCAGGUCCUGGUGAUCCUGUCCCAGCUCGAGGGCAACGCCGGCUUCUCCAUCACCCACCGCCUGGCACACCGCAAGGCAGCCCAGGCCUUCCUCAGCGACUGGACCGCCUCCAAGGGCACCCACAGCCCCCCCCUCACACCCGAGGUUGCCGGCCUGCACACGCCCCGGCCGUUGUGA